AUGGACGAGGAAUACGAUGUGAUCGUGCUGGGGACCGGCCUCACCGAGUGCAUCCUGUCUGGUAUCAUGUCUGUGAACGGGAAGAAGGUGCUGCACAUGGACCGGAACCCCUACUAUGGGGGCGAGAGCUCCUCCAUCACUCCCCUGGAAGAGUUAUAUAAGCGUUUUCAGCUGCUGGAGGGGCCCCCUGAGUCGAUGGGCCGGGGCCGAGACUGGAACGUUGACCUGAUCCCCAAAUUCCUCAUGGCCAAUGGGCAGCUGGUAAAGAUGCUCCUGUAUACGGAGGUGACUCGCUACCUGGACUUCAAGGUGGUGGAGGGCAGCUUUGUCUACAAAGGCGGCAAGAUCUACAAAGUGCCAUCCACUGAGACCGAGGCCUUGGCUUCCAAUCUGAUGGGCAUGUUUGAGAAACGGCGCUUCCGCAAGUUCCUGGUGUUUGUGGCAAACUUUGAUGAGAAUGACCCCAAGACCUUUGAGGGCGUCGAUCCCCAGACUACCAGCAUGCGUGACGUAUACCGGAAGUUUGACCUGGGCCAGGAUGUCAUUGAUUUCACUGGCCACGCGCUGGCACUCUACCGCACUGAUGACUACCUGGACCAGCCCUGUCUGGAGACCAUUAACCGUAUCAAGUUGUACAGUGAGUCCCUGGCCCGGUAUGGCAAGAGCCCAUACUUAUACCCACUCUACGGCCUGGGCGAGCUGCCCCAGGGCUUUGCAAGAUUGAGCGCCAUCUACGGGGGCACAUACAUGCUGAACAAACCUGUGGACGACAUCAUCAUGGAGAAUGGCAAGGUUGUGGGUGUGAAGUCUGAGGGAGAGGUGGCCCGCUGCAAGCAGCUGAUCUGUGAUCCCAGCUACAUCCCAGACCGCGUCCGGAAGGCUGGCCAGGUUAUCCGCAUCAUCUGUAUCCUCAGCCACCCCAUCAAGAACACCAACGAUGCCAAUUCCUGCCAAAUCAUCAUCCCCCAGAACCAGGUCAACAGGAAGUCAGACAUCUACGUGUGCAUGAUCUCCUACGCACACAACGUGGCUGCGCAGGGCAAGUACAUCGCCAUUGCCAGCACCACAGUGGAGACUGCGGAGCCGGAAAAGGAGGUUGAGCCAGCUCUGGAGCUGCUGGAGCCUAUUGACCAGAAGUUUGUGGCUAUCAGUGACUUGUACGAGCCCAUUGAUGAUGGUUCUGAGAGCCAGGUUUUCUGUUCCUGCUCCUACGAUGCCACCACACACUUUGAGACAACCUGCAAUGACAUCAAGGACAUCUACAAGCGCAUGGCUGGCUCAGCCUUUGACUUUGAGAACAUGAAGCGCAAACAGAACGACGUCUUUGGAGAAGCUGACCAGUGA
Messenger RNA from Oryctolagus cuniculus (rabbit), 1344 nucleotides. RefSeq names its product GDP dissociation inhibitor 1 (gene GDI1). Gene Ontology annotation, cellular component: cytoplasm. Gene Ontology annotation, biological process: protein transport; vesicle-mediated transport; small GTPase-mediated signal transduction. NCBI's taxonomy places the organism in Eukaryota, Metazoa, Chordata, Mammalia, Lagomorpha, Leporidae. The record is from RefSeq and is marked inferred. Gene Ontology annotation, molecular function: Rab GDP-dissociation inhibitor activity.